Molecule: messenger RNA, 582 nt
Organism: Entrophospora candida
Lineage: Eukaryota; Fungi; Glomeromycota; Glomeromycetes; Entrophosporales; Entrophosporaceae
Source: the annotation of a GenBank genome assembly
AUGGCAUCAUCUUCAAAUAUUCCCAACACUAAUAGUCUUGUAAAAAAAGGAAAAAAUGCUUUGGGACCAACUCCUAAAUCAUCUUACAAACAACCAUUACCAAUUUCCUUAUCAACAUCAACCACUGCUACUAACACCAACAUUAUAGGCUCUAUUUUUACAAACUUUUUUAAAACCAUCAUUAGACAAUUUGAUCCAAUUAUUAAUGCUGUUAUUGUAAAAAAAAAUACAAAAGAAGAUAUUAAUAAAUUAUGGAACCAAGGAUUUUUUGGAAAAGGCAAUUUAUCAAGAAGUGAACCUACUUGGGACUGGAGAAAAAGAUUAGAAAGAAAAGUUAGAGGUAAUGCUGAUGAUUGUAAUAAUAUUGGUGGCGGUAGUGGUAGUAAAGAAUAUUUACAUCUCACAACGGAAGAGGCAUUUUUUUUAUGUUUUGGUAUUGAAUCUUUAAAUAUAUAUGACAAGAAUGAAUAUGUUGCUUAUCACUAUUUUCGUAGUUUAGGUUGGGUAGUCAGAUGUGGAAUGAAAUUCGGUGUUGACUAUGUAUUAUAUGAAAAAGGACCUCCAUUUAAACACUCCCAGUAA